AUGUCAAGUGCAAAACAGGUGCUUGAUCCUGCAUUUCAAGGAGCUGGCCAAAAACCUGGGACAGAAAUAUGGCGGAUUGAAGAUUUUAAGCCAGUUCCUUUGCCAAAGUCAGAUUAUGGUAAAUUCUACUGUGGAGAUUCAUAUAUUGUUCUGCAGACGACUUGUAACAGGGGCGGUGCUUACCUCUCUGACAUUCACUUCUGGAUUGGGAAAGAUUCUAGUCAGGAUGAAGCUGGCACUUCAGCAAUCAAGACAGUUGAACUUGAUUCCAUGCUUGGGGGUCGUGCAGUCCAGCACAGGGAACCCCAAGGCUAUGAAUCUGAUAAGUUCCUAUCAUACUUCAAGCCAUGCAUUAUACCCAUGGAGGGAGGUUUUGCUUCUGGGUUUAGAAAGCCAGAGGAGGACAAAUUUGAAACACGGCUGUAUAUUUGCAAAGGAAAGAGAGCUAUCAGAGUUAAAGAGGUUCCAUUUGCUCGUUCCUCACUAAACCACGAUGAUGUCUUUAUCUUAGAUACUGAAAAGAAAAUAUAUCAAUUCAAUGGUGCUAACUCCAAUAUUCAAGAAAGAGCCAAAGCACUGGAAGUGAUCCAACAUUUAAAGGACAAGUACCAUGAAGGAGUUUGUGAUGUUGCAAUUGUUGAUGAUGGAAAAUUGCAAGCAGAAUCAGAUUCCGGUGAAUUCUGGGUGGUUUUUGGUGGUUUUGCACCAAUAGGGAAGAAAGCUAUAAGUGAUGAUGAUGUUAUUCUUGAAGCUACACCAACAAAGCUUUACAGUGUCAAUAAUGGUAAACUGACGUUAGAAGAUACCGUUUUGACAAAAUCAAUUCUUGAGAACACUAAAUGCUUUUUACUUGACUGCGGGUCCGAGUUAUAUGUAUGGGUUGGUCGAGUAACACAAGUGGAUGAUAGGAAAGCUGCAAGUGUGGCGGUUGAGGAAUUCAUUGUUAAGCAAAAUAGGCCAAAGACAACAAGAGUAACUCAAGUAAUUCAAGGUUAUGAGGACCAUACGUUCAAGUCCAAAUUUGAUUCGUGGCCUGUAACUAACGCGGCAGGAGCCAGCGGGGAGGAUGGCCGAGGAAAAGUUGCAGCGCUGUUGAAGAAAAAAGGUGAUGUCAAGGGAGCCUCAAAAAACAGCCCUGCAGUAAAUGAGGAAAUUCUUCCUUUGCUAGAAGGCGGUGGAAAGCUUGAGGUAUGGUGUGUUGAUGGCAGUGCUAAGACUGCUCUUCCGAAGGAAGAUCUUGGAAAAUUUCAUAGCGGGGAUUGUUAUAUUGUUCUCUACACAUAUCAUUCGGGUGACAAAAGAGAAGAAUUCUAUCUAACUUACUGGAUUGGGAAGAAUAGUAUACUGGAAGAUCAGCAUACGGCUCUUCAAAUAACUAAUACAAUUUGGAAUUCAAUGAAAGGAAGACCUAUUCUGGGUCGUAUUUAUGAAGGGAAGGAGCCUCCACAGUUUAUUGCUCUUUUCCAGCCCAUGGUUAUUCUUAAGGGUGGAAUCAGCUGUGGGUACAAGAAUUCUGUACAAGAGAAGGGCUUGCCAGAUGAAACAUAUCCUGGCACUGGUGUCGCUCUUGUUAGAAUUAAUGGAACAUCAAUUCAUAACAAUAAAACACUUCAAGUCGAUGAGGUGUCAACAUCCUUGAGUUCCACGAAUUGUUUUGUCUUGCAAUCUGGAAAUUCAGUGUUUAUAUGGAUUGGCAACACAAGUUCUUAUGAACAACAACAGUGGGCUGCAAAAAUUGCUGAGUUCUUGAAGCCUGGCGUUGCUGUCAAACAUUGCAAGGAGGGAACUGAAAGCUCUUCUUUCUGGUCUGCUCUUGGUGGAAAACAGGAUUACUCAAAUAAAAAUGCCACACAGGAUGUUGUUAGAGAACCCCAUCUCUACACAUUCUCAUUUAGGAAUGGCAAGCUGGAGGUAACUGAAGUUUACAAUUUUUCACAAGAUGAUCUGUUGACCGAAGAUGUGAUGGUACUUGACACACAUGCCGAAGUCUUUGUCUGGAUGGGUCAGUGUGUGGACACAAAAGAGAAACAAAUGGCAUUUGAAAUUGGCGAGAAAUACAUAGAACAUGCGGUGACCUUCGAAGGUCUUGCUCCUGACGUGCCUCUCUAUAAAGUCAGUGAAGGGAAUGAACCUUGCUUCUUUAGGACAUACUUCUCCUGGGAUAACACAAGAUCUCUGAUUCACGGGAAUUCAUUUCAGAAGAAACUUUCACUUAUGUUUGGAAUGCGUUCAGAGAGCGGGCCUAAGGGCUCAGGUGAUGGUGGACCAACUCAAAGGGCAUCAGCACUGGCUGCACUUUCAUCCGCUUUUAAUCCAUCUUCCCAGGAUAAACAGUCUACUGAUAGGCCUCAAAGCUCUGGUGAUGGUGGACCUACUCAGCGUGCUUCGGCAUUGGCUGCAUUAUCAUCUGCACUCAAUACGUCAGGGAAACCCAAAAGCCCACAAUCACAAUCUCGUGCAGGUCAAGGGUCUCAGAGAGCAGCUGCUGUUUCAGCAUUGUCUAAUGUUUUAGCUGCCGAAAGUCCCCGCAUUGAUGCAGAGGGUGAAGCAGCGGGGUCCUCAGAAUUUGAUAUGGUGGAUGAGGGGGAGCGAACUGAGCCUGACGUAUCACGGGAAGAGACUGCCAACGAAAAUGGUGGUGAAACAGUCUUCAGCUAUGACCGUCUGAUAUCAAAGUCUACCGACCCUGUCCGUGGAAUAGAUUACAAGCGCAGAGAGACAUAUUUGUCGGACAGUGAAUUCCAGACUGUAUUUGGUAUGAGCAAGGAGGAGUUCUACAAGCAGCCAAGGUGGAAGCAAGAACAGCAGAAAAGAAAAGCGGAUCUUUUCUGA
Molecule: messenger RNA, 2832 nt
Organism: Triticum turgidum subsp. durum (durum wheat)
Lineage: Eukaryota; Viridiplantae; Streptophyta; Magnoliopsida; Poales; Poaceae
Source: the annotation of a GenBank genome assembly